This is a messenger RNA of Coccomyxa subellipsoidea C-169, 1759 nucleotides long. Its product is annotated as S-adenosyl-L-methionine-dependent methyltransferase. The record is from RefSeq and is a predicted model, not a curated record. Lineage: Eukaryota; Viridiplantae; Chlorophyta; Trebouxiophyceae; Coccomyxaceae. The coding region runs from base 1 to 1062 and encodes 353 amino acids. The transcript is spliced from 8 exons. Gene Ontology annotation, molecular function: O-methyltransferase activity.
AUGCUGGACGGCACGACGGAUGUCUCAGGCAGGAUGGUGCAUGGGAGGCAACAGGCAUUUUUCAUACCGACGCAGGUUCUGUACAGCGUGGCUGAGCUGGGUGUUGCGGAUGAGCUCGGCAUGAAGGGCCCCCGAACUGCACAGGAGCUCGCCAUGUCCCUGGGUGUUGACGAGAAGCGGCUCUACAGAGUUUUGAGGAGCGCCGUUCAGAUGGGAGUGUUUGCUGCGAUCAAGCCAAAGGAGGCAGGCGGCGCUGUCGGGUGCAAGAAUAACCGCCUGUCUGCCUGCCUCCGGGAAUACCACCCCAACUGCCUGCGAGAAAUGAUUCUGUAUUUUACUGAGCACAGCAACCCGGCGUUUGAUGAGCUGGCGUGGGCGGUUCGUACAAACGGCCACGCGUGGAAGAAAACUCAUGAUGGGCUCAGCCAGUUCGAUUGGCUGCAGCUGCACCCGAAGGAGGAACAGCUAUUCUGCAAAGCCAUGCAGCAAGUUGACGGGCUCGGGACGCAUGCGAUGGCUACGGAUUACGGCUGGAACGGGCAUUCGCGGAUCGUGGACAUUGGCGGCGCUUACGGAUCCUUCAUGGCGCACCUGCUCUCCGUAAACCGUAAGCCGCUGGGGAUAAUCGAGAGGGCGAAGGAAAUUUGGGCGGAGAACCCCGAGUGGUCCACCCUCACCCCCCGCAUGGAAUUUGUGGCAGGCGAUUUUUUCAACGCAGAGACACUGCCCAAGGCUGCGGAUGGCGAUGUUUUUGUGAUGCGCUUGAUUUUGCACGACUGGGACGACAGCGAUUGCGUCAGGAUUCUGUCCAGCCUUUGCACAGCCAUGGGCUCUGCCAAAGCCCGCCUGCUCAUUGUCGAGACCACGCUUGGGGGGGGGGCGGAGUUUUUGGACCCGCUGUUCCGGCGAGCCUUGCUUGACUUGCACAUGAUGGUCGUGCACGACAGCGCUGAGCGGACUGUCCCAGAAUGGAAGGACAUUCUGCAGAAGGCGAGCUUUUCUUUUGGUCGCCACAUCCCUACUCGCAGCGUAUUCUCGAUAGUCGAGGCAUUCCCGGCUUAAGGUCAAAUCCAAAUGGAGAUUCAAAUGGGCACUGCUGAGUUUGGGGCAGAAUUGCUUUGCUGAGGAAUCCAGCUGAUGCUGACUCAGUGGGAAUUUGAAAGACGAAGCUACAUUGGCUCUUCCUGAAGUGUUUUGCAACUUGCAAUUGCAUGUGCGUUAUUUUUCAGGGAUUCCUUCAGGGCUGACUUGAAGUAUGACACUGGUACUAAGCAUGAACGCUCCUAUAGCACUUUGGGCUUAUAUGGCACCAAAGUGCGCCAGAAGUGUUUUUUGAGCCAUUUCAAAAACUAACGAUGCUUUUUAGGCCCUAUGGACAUUGCAGAUGAUUCUAGCAAUUUGGAGCAGAUGCUGCGCAGCUAAGUCUUGUGACUUUGAGCACAAGGCAUGGAUGGCAGGUGCUUCAGAGGAGAGGUCCAACCUGAUGAUUAAUCGAUUGUUAGCUGGGGUUUGUUGUAUUUAUUUGGGUGUGGAAUUUGCAUGUAUAAAAUUGCCCGUCAAAAGCAGCAGUCAAUCUUUACAUAACACACUAUGUGGGUGGAAAACGGGCCGUACUUAGUGUGGGGCAAUACUUCGAGGGUAUUACGGGGAGAUGGUGCAAGUAACUCACAACCUCAGCACGUGCUUGAAUUUCUGAUAUGAAAGCCAUGUGGAACGCUUGCAGAUGUUGGACGGAGUGCUGUAAACACACGCACACGCU